Messenger RNA from Dermacentor andersoni, 3211 nucleotides. The record is from RefSeq and is a predicted model, not a curated record. Lineage: Eukaryota; Metazoa; Arthropoda; Arachnida; Ixodida; Ixodidae.
UCGAGAUGCGGCUGCCGUGGCCGGGAUUCGAUACCGCGACCUCGUGCUUAGCAGCCUAACACCAUAGCCGCUAGGCAACCACGGCUGGUCUGUGAUCUUUACUUUCCUGUAAAUAAUGCUAUGCCACGCUGAUAACGCGAAUGCCGCUCGUGACCUGUAAGUGCCGGGCCUGCAGCGCUAAAGAAAUUAAAGGUACGCAAGAUAAGCGACGAAUAUUAUCUGGGGACAAGAUAAGCCCCGAAGAGUGCAAACUUUCCUCAAAGUGCAUUGUUGAUCAUUGCAUGAGUGUGUGUGAAACAAAAUUGUUCUACACGUGCACAGUGGAAGAGCCCAUAGCCUUAACAGCUUAGCUGCGCGGCUGUGGUAAACACACAUUCCCAGGUCUUGACAUAGUUCGCUCAACUUGACUGAACACACUAAUGCAUUCAUGCAACGGACCGUGCAUCGAACCGAUAUUUCUGUUGCUCUUGUUUUCAUGAUGCUGUUCGGCGCGAUUGUGUCGACGAACUGCUACUUCUGAGGCGCCUUGAAAGCAGCGUCCUUGCAACACUGUGCGAUGAAAAAAUUUGCUCGUGCAGCCCUUUACUAACACACAUCAACCAGGUUUUAUAGCGAUUGGUGCUCAAUUCCGUGAAAAGCGCUGAGUUUGUCGAAACUUCAUACAUUAAUGCCUGCACACGAUGGAAGCUCGAAGUUACAAUUGAGCCGGCCUGUGGCUUAAAGUCCAAGUUCUCAACCCAUUUGUCAAAAACAGCGUUAACAAAAGCGGGUUGCAAAGCAAAGCGCAAUGCCCGUGUUUACCUCGCUUCUCGUCUGUCAUCGCCGAGCUGUUUUCAGCUAGCAAAAGUUGCGAAAGUAUGGUCGUUGCCGAAACUAGGUUAGCCAUUACGGCGUUAUUGCGUCAAAGAUUUUCUCUUCGGUGUUUGCGCCAUGCAUCAUGCAGUUUCCGAGACUACGGUAUUGCUGCUAUACAUGUACUCCUGACCAGCCAGAUGACGGUACCACUCUUGACAUCAUUGUCGCUGCCACAAGCCGCCAGAGAGAGGGAGAUACAAGCUUUAAUAAUAUGCUGGAGAUGUUAGCCUGACUGAUGACCUGACAUGCUACUCCAAGUGCUGGGUGAUGCUUAUGACGUACGCAGUGAUAAACGCUAGGCUGCGAAGUAAAUGCAGCGGUAUGAAACGACAAGAGAUGCGCCCAUGUUUCACAGCUUGUCUGAGUUUUACUCGAGAAGAUAGAAGUCUAAAUAUAAUGCAUUUAGCGCCAAAAAGAAGAUCAUAUAGACGGGAGAACAUAAGGAAUGGACCAUUCAGUCUUUGGCAGCAACUAGCCCAACGCCAAGUACUAUUUAAAUCGAAGCUUGGAAAUGUUCGUGCUUCAGCGCGCGAUAGCAGCGAUGCCAAGUCAUCGCAUUUAGCGCGCAUCUGGAAACUUGCCGGUGUAGGGCACUCUUGCCUUGCGAUAAGCAAUCGCAGUUGCAAUCGCGAAUGUGAAUCGCGUCUUUCUCAUCUUUCUUUUAUUUCAAGGUGGGUAGCCUUAGCGCAUAGUAAAAAAAUGAAAUUAUAGAAAUGAAUGUAAUCCCGCAUCGUUCGGAAAGUUCAGUGACGCCCUGCAAUGACCGUCAUCCGGAACCCGCGUCCUGCAGUCAGCGCGCCGGUCACCGUGGAGACCUGACCGUCUGCAUGAGCAAAGGCAAUGUGAUGCGUCGUUCUAAAUUCCACCAUGCGCAAGGGUACGUGUCCUAGAUCUUCUGUCGACUGCGGAAAGCUUCAGCGCAAGGUCUUCGCUCGGCCACUUGGUCACGUGGGAGAGCACGGUGGUGGUGGUGUGUUCCCUCGUGCUGUCCGUCAUAUUCGGAUUCUUCAUUCUACAGAGUUUCCACUCCAGAAUGUCAAGCGGACUCAUGGCUGACAACGACGCGCAUGAAAUGCAAGACAACGUCGAUGUCUCAAAAUGGCCACAUAAGGACGGAGAGGCCGUGGGCAUGCAAGGAAGUCUCGACGUACGACGCUUAGAAGCUCCAACCUUGAAGCCCAGGAUGUCAAGGACUCGCAAGCACAAGUCUUCAAAUGAACAUACAACAAAGACUACGAAGAAAGACACAAGGACACAUGGCUCUCGUGCCCAACAGCGCGUCCCCGAGAAGCAGAAGUCUCUCAACGAGAAGCUCAAGAAUACAAAGAAGAAGAAGAACAAUUCUGCAAAGGCCCUCAAGCCUAAAACGAUUCCAAGCAAUACCGAAGAGUCGAACGAGCCCGCAAAGGGUUUGAAACCAAGCGGCAUUUCCAAUCACCUGCUGUGUUUCAUGUCCGACAACGCCACGGACAAACUACAGAUGCCGGCCGAGUACUGUACCCAUCUCGUCUACAGAGACAUGACCUUGAACAAACAGAGUCAUACCUUUGUGCCUGCCAAGAACGGCACCGGCUUCGACGAGUUCAUGUCCCUGCGCGAGCGCUUCGUGACGACCAAGUUCGUGGUCUCCCUGAACCCGGCGAUGGUGCGCGAGCUGCUGGACUACGCGGACAGAGACGAACGCAACCUGGCGGCCGUGUGCACCCAGCUGGCCAAGUGGAUCUCGCAGAACGAGCUCAACGGCGUCGCCUUCACGGGACAGCUCAUCACGAGCACGCGACACAAGAGCAUGCUGGCGGUGCUCAAGAACGUCCAGGAUGCCUUGAAGCAGUUGGGAGAACCUAAACCUGCCCUUAUCUAUUCUGGCUACGCAUCGCAUGACCAGUACACGCAGAAGAGUAUCAUGGGCAGGAUUAAGGAUUACCUCCGCGCCGCAGACAUCUUCGUGAUAGAGACUCACUAUCACGAAGAGGAGCAGUUCUGCAGGCUCGUCUAUCCGUCCAUCUUCGUUCGGAUCGACGACACACCCAGCAGCAUUCCUGUGAAAUCGGCCCUGCUCUGGAUGGAGAUGGUCAAAGAAGACGACGGCCUGAAUGGGACGCACAACAUGUGCUUCUCACUAGACAUGUCCACCAUGUCGUUCGACGUGGCAGCCAACAGCCGACCGACCGUUGGCGGAUGGUGCACGGGCCGCAAGUGGAUCAAUUACGGACAGAUGUGCGGCACGAAUGUCUGGGUGACGCCCGACGAGGACCGCGUAGCCCUGUCGACUUCCAGGCGCAAGCCGCAGACGUGGCUCGCCUAUGACAGCGAGGACGCCAUCAAGAAAAAGGGCAUUGGCUCCGGGUUCAGUUAG